AGCUCCCCUUCUCCUAUACGAAAGAGGGGCUUUUGCUCUGUUGCCCUUUGCGAAUGUCAAAAAUCCCAAUUGGAGAGACGGAGACGGUGACGGUGACGACUCAAGAAAAUCCCCCCAAGCCAACAAUUCCUCCUCUCCUUCUCCCCCCUCAAACCCUAUUCCAUCCACCUACAAUCAAUCGCCAUUAAUCCCACUCAUCAUCAUCAUCUCCUCUUGAUCCCAAUUCGAUCGUCUUCCCCCCUGAUCUUCGACUUCUCUCUCUCUCUCUCUCUCUCUCUCUCUCUCUCUCUCUCUCUCUCUCUCUCUCUCUCUCUCUCUUCCAAUUUUGAUAUUCUAUCGUCACUGAUCACCGAUUGUGUUAUCCGCAUGCUCCUGAAGACAAGUUGUGAUUUCAAACAAAGGUGAUUGUAAUCGGAAUGGGUCUGUUGUUAACGGCUAAUUUGUUGCUGUUGUGACUGCCAAAGGGUUUUGGUGAAUGAGGAUGGGGCUGGAAUCUUCUGGAGAAUCACUUGCUUUCUCAAGUCCAUUCGUUGAAUCCUUUGAUUGGGGGUUUUAGCAUACAUAUACAUACACAUAUAUUUUGUAUCGUUAUUACUUUAGGUGUAUAUCUAUCUAUCUAUAUAUUUAUAGGAGCGCAGGGGGUUAUGGAUGAGAUCGGUACUAGUAAGGAAGGUGAACCUCAAUCAUCAGCAGCGGCUGAAAGCUUAUCAUCGUCGCCGCGGUCGUCUUUGUCGUCGUCCGUGGCUAUUGCCAAGCAAUGGCGCCCGAGCCAGUUAAUCUUCUCUCCUUACUCUCCCGAUACGAAUGCCAAGCCCCAAAAUUUGCGAGUUGUCGUCAGAAGGCCUGUGAUAUCCAGAUUGACAAAGGACAUAGUUGAAACGUAUAAAAUAUGCAACCCGCAAUUCCAAUAUUCAGAAGAAUUGAAUCCGAAGCGAUUCUUGACAAGCCCAUCAAUUGGCGUGCUCAAUGACGGUCAUGAUAAUGCAAACUCAGAUCUUAUAUUGGCUGUGAACUUAGUCUUGGUUAACUUGGAGACACAGCGAAGAUACAUUGUCAAGGAAAUUCUUGGCCAAGGUACAUUUGGGCAGGUUGCCAAAUGCUGGGUUGCAGAAACCAGCAGCUUUGUUGCUGUUAAAAUAAUAAAAAAUCAACCUGCAUAUUAUCAACAAGCACUGGUUGAAGUUUCUAUUUUGACAACGUUAAAUAGGAAGUUUGAUCCAGAUGAUCGGCAUCACAUAGUUCGCAUUUACGACUACUUUGUGUACCAUCGUCAUUUAUGCAUCACUUUUGAGCUGCUUGAUACCAACUUGUAUGAGCUUAUCAAGAUAAACCAGUUUAGGGGAUUGUCAUUGAGCAUUGUCCAAUUGUUCUCCAAACAGAUUCUGCGUGGAUUGUCGCUGAUGAAAGAUGCUGGCAUAAUUCAUUGCGAUUUGAAACCUGAAAACAUUCUUUUAUGCACAAGCGUGAAGCCGGCACAAAUCAAAAUCAUUGAUUUUGGAUCUGCAUGCAUGGAAGAUCGCACUGUUUACUCGUAUAUUCAGAGCCGUUAUUAUAGAUCUCCUGAAGUGCUGCUUGGCUACCAAUAUACUACUGCGAUCGACAUGUGGUCCUUUGGGUGCAUAGUGGCUGAACUGUUUUUGGGGCUUCCGCUCUUCCCUGGAGGGUCAGAAUUUGAUCUUCUAAGGCGGAUGAUAAAAAUACUCGGAGGACAACCCCCUGAUUAUGUACUGAAGGAGGCCAAAAACACUUGCAAGUUCUUCAAGUUUGUUGGCAAUGUCAACCACGAGGAGCCAAUGAGCAGAUGGAGUGCUUACAAAGCAUUAACUGAGGAAGAGUACGAAACUAGAGAGUCGAAAAAACCAUUGGUUGCAAAAGAGUAUUUCAAGUAUACGAACCUUGAAGCAAUUGUCAGAGAAUACCCGUACAGGCAAAACUUGUCUGAGGAAGAUCAUGUUAAAGAGAGUCGGUUACGAUUAGCAUUGAUCGAUUUCUUGAGGGGACUCGUUGAGUUUGACCCAGCAAAACGGUGGUCACCUUUGCAGGCUUCAAAACACCCUUUUGUGACAGGAGAACCUUUCAUAUGCCCUUAUAAUCCUCCUCCAGAGACCCCUCGCGUGCCGGUUUCUCAGAACAUUAAAGUGGAUCACCACCCUGCUGGAGGCCAUUGGUUUGCUGCGGGUCUCUCUCCCAAUAUUCCAGGAAUGACCAGAGUUGCUGUGCAUAACAGUCCACAUUUUCAUGUUGUACCAUAUGCACAUUCAGGUAGUUAUGGAAGUUUAGGAAGCCAUGGUAGCUAUAACGAUAAUACUGGGCUUGGGAGCAGCUAUGGGAGCUAUGGAGAGAAUAGUAAUAUGCUUGCAUAUUAUUCGCCGGUUGGUCCAUCUGGGAUGAAGGGUGGAAUGCCAAUACUUGGAAGUAGUCCUGAUGCAAGGCGGAGAAUUCAACUCCCACCUGGAAAUAGACUUGGCGUCAGUCCAUCAGCAGGAAAUUUUGUGCCUAUGUCCCUUGGCACCAGUCCUUCACAAUUUACUCCACCGACCUAUAGUCAAGUUGGUGCCGGUUCUCCUGGACAAUAUGGUCCAACAUCACCAGUAAGAGGCAGUUGUCAUGGAUCGCCUUUAGGGCCCUCAGUAAGCCAGUUUAAUAGGAGAAAGAGUUGGGGGUACCAUGGAAGUGUGCAGUCUCAGGAGAGUUCAUCAUUUCCUCAUUGGCAAGGGCAAGUAACUGAUAGUUCCAGCUCUGCCCAGGCUGAGGGGAAUUCUCCAGUGCAUGGUUCUCCGUUGCAUCCACAGUCAAACUUGAAUGCCUCGAGCUGGAAGCAGCAACGAGGAGGCAGUGGAAUCACCGCUGGUUACUCCGCUGCUCAUAAUUUUCCAGCUUCAUUAACACUUCCAAAUAUGCAAUCCUCUCAACCAAUUGAAAAUGCUCGUGACAAUUCCGAGGGUAGUCUCUCACUGCCUGGUCCUGGAGAUUGGGAUCCCAACUAUAGCGAAGAACUUCUUUUGCAAGAUGAUGGUUCAGAAGUUAGCUCCAUGGCCACUGAAUUCAGCAGAAUGCAACUAGGUCAAGCUUUGCUUCCCACUGAAUCAUUGGGUUAUGUUAGAAGAUCUAACCACAGCGCCGGCACGAGUUUUCCAUCAACGCAUAGGCCAAAUGGACUGAUUCAACCAUUUUCAACUGGAGAAGUAGGCAGUUCUCAGUCAGGCCAUGAUAUGCAUGGUGGGUUUGCCCGCCCCGUGACAAAGUCUUCACAUUUAAUGCCACAUAGUUCUCCAAGCCGAUUAGGGCAGCAACCAGUUCAGCGGUUAAAUCAUGGGAGGUCCACAGCUGGUCGUGGAAGUGAGUGGAAUCAUACGAGGGUUCAGCCAUCUUCUUCCAGCUCAGGGGUUUCUCAUUCACCUGGAAACAGCUUAUUCAGCAAUGGCACGUCAUGGGGUAAAUCUGCCUAUUUUCCAUGCCAUUCCAAAUCUGUUCUUCUUUCUUUUAGGUUGUAUUUUGCUGUAGGAUUUGGGUGAGGAAAAGGAUAAUAAAUAGAAACAGGUUAAGGAUCUAACAGCUCAAGACGAUUACAUCCUUAACCUUUUCCUUUUGCUUGCCUAUAUCCUUGAGCCAAAUACAGCUUUAUACUCCACCUAUUUCCACUUGCAUGAUAAUAGGAUGUAUUUUAAGUAACAGAUACUUCGGCAAAGUAAAAUUAAUGAUUGCAGGAUGAAAGGGGAAAAUGUGAAUGCAUAAGGUGAUGUUUUUAGAUUUUAACCCACCCUGGCAUUCUAUUGUAGGGCGUAGGGGCAACCAUCAUUCCGCCAACAUUCCACCAACAUCACGUGGAAGAAAAGAUCAUGGAAGGAUUUCGUAAUUUGCAUAAUGCUUAAUUUUCUUUCCCAAGGGGGUCUGUGUUGAGGUUGGCAGGAAAAGUUGUACCAGGAGUUGCAAAUCGAAACCAUCCGCAUUGAUUGUGCUUGCAUAAAAUUUAAUUUAUGAUUGUGGUGUCCUCA
Molecule: messenger RNA, 3995 nt
Organism: Rhododendron vialii
Lineage: Eukaryota; Viridiplantae; Streptophyta; Magnoliopsida; Ericales; Ericaceae
Product: dual specificity protein kinase YAK1 homolog
Exons: 17
Coding region: 645-3515 (956 amino acids)
Biological process (GO): peptidyl-threonine phosphorylation; peptidyl-serine phosphorylation
Cellular component (GO): cytoplasm
Molecular function (GO): ATP binding; protein serine/threonine kinase activity; protein tyrosine kinase activity
Source: RefSeq, a predicted model, not a curated record